UGCGGCACAAGAGCACGCUCGUUCGUGACUGAUUCACUUUCUUUUUCUUUUUCCGACCGAAAUGUAUACUCGUGUCGCAUUAAAAGCACGCAUUCGGAGGCCUCCGGCCCGCGGUCCAAGAUCGACGUGCAGCUGAGCAUCAUGUCCUUCCUCUCGCCCCAAGACCUGUGCCGCUUAGGAAGCACGAGUUGUUACUGGAGGGCAGCUGUGCAAGACCCAUUGUUGUGGAGGUAUUUUCUCCUCCGAGAUCUCCCCUCUUGGACAUCUGUUGAUUGGAAAUCACUUCCAGAUGAGGAGAUUUUUAAUAAAGCCUUUUCCGAGGACAGCGACAAUGCACUGUAUGAUUACAUGGCAGUAUAUAAAAGGAGCUGUCCUCAGGGUAGAAGAAGUUUGAAAUCGAGCCGUCCCCGGUAUGGGACUGUGACUUCCUUUUUGCAAUCACUGGUCACUCAGGCGGAACCUCGCUUUGCUAUGUUUGGGCCAGGUUUGGAGGAGCUGGACAACUCUUUAGUACAAAAGAUGAUGACAUGCCCAGAAAUUCUGAUGGUAGCUGGCCUACCUCAUAGACAAAUUCACGGAAUUGGAUCAGGAGUCAGUUUUCAGUUUAACAACAAUCAAAAAUUCAAUAUUGUAACACUGUAUUCCACCACGAGUGUGGAAAGGAGGAGAGCAAGGGAGGAGCAAGCUGUUGCUGUGAAUAAGAUGUUUUACCAAGAGAACAGCACAGUAGGUAAUCAGCAAGCCACACACUACAGUGUAAUAGCUCAAGUGAAGAAGGUGUGCGAAGUAGUUGAUGGAUUCAUUUAUGUUGCUAAUGCAGAAGCUCAUAGAGAGCACGAUCGUCAGGAGGAGGUGGCUCGUUUUUUGGCAAUGAUUGAUCCAGCCCUCGGGCCUCCAAACAGACCUCUGCUGGUUUUGUCCUGUGUGUCUCACGUUGGUGUGAGAAGAAUUCCGUGUGUUUAUGUGGCACAUCAGUUGCAACUAAAUCUGCUUCAUCAGCCCUGGAUGAUGCAGGACACUGUAGCUGCAACUUUAGAUGGAUUGCUAAAUGGAAUUGAGUGGCUCUUGGAAGAAGCAAGUUGUAAAAGUGCUCAGUAAUAGAAUUAGGCAUUGUUGCACUAUAUAAACUCUUUGGUGUUUUCCAUUUCAGUUGAAGUAAGAAUUUUGUCCUUCCUGCCAGAGUACUGUCAGAAGGGAAAAGUAAAAGGCAAACCUGCAUAUAUUUCACUGCACAUAUUUAAAUCCUUAACAUCUUUCCAGUUAUAGUCCUGAAUUAGAAGUACAAGUAGAUUGCCUGUAUUCCAGCUGCAAUGAAGAAGUGAUUUAGAGAGUCAAUCUGCGUGUUUUGUUUUGUUGUUUUUCUCUUCUUUCAACCAAAUGCCUUUAGAGUACAAUCUUUCCCAAUAUAUCUGAUGGUCUAAUAGCUUCUGUAAAUAUAUAUGUGACACUACAUUAGAUUGUCAUGAUAUAUGCAGUGGAGACCUUUAGAGUGACACUUCAUGGCCAAAGAAAACAUGUUGUAGGUUGUACAGUAGAAGGUUGACAGAAAGACAGUAACUUUUGAUUUCAGGGAAAUGAGUUCCCCUGUAUUUUUCUAGAAAACAUGUCUAGAUAAAAAAGAGUGGGAGGGAUUUUCAGCCCAGACCAAAUUUCUUAGAAGCAAACUAACACUGCUGCGUAUGAAUUGUUUCUUUGUUGCGAUCUUACUUGUUCACCAAUCCUGACAGACUUCAGCAUCUGUUGCUUUCUGUUGCACUGAAAUCAUUAGCUUGAACUGGAUAUGCUCUGAUGCCACAAACAAAUGUUAAAUAGGAUCAGUGAGGACUUUAUUGCACACAGACUUUCAAAUUUUCCAAAUAGUUGUGGCCAUUUGCAGAUGUGAAUUAUACCUGUCUUGCAAUUUCCUACACAGUUGCAAGUAGUUUUAUGAAAAGCAACAUUUUAAAGUUGUAAUUGUGUUUUCCGUAUUGGUAUCUUUGGGGAUAGUCUUAAUCUUCCACCUUUUCAUGAUUUUAUUACUGUAUGAAUGUUCAGAAACUUUGCUUGUUUUUUUUUUUUGCCUGGCCAUUUGUUUGCUUUAUUCGGGGUUUUUUUUCCUUUUCUCCUAUCUUCAUGAAAAUUCAGGUGUUUCACAAUUUUUUUUUGGUACCUAGAUAAAUGAUUGCAUGGCACACAUACAGCUGUAACUGCCCUCAAUCUGGCAUACUUGAGUGAUGAUCAAUACAGCCAUGUCAGAAGCAUUCCAUUGGAGAAGAUGUUUGGAAUUUUUUGAAUGAACUAGAAUGUAUUUCUUUUUUUUUUUUCCAUCUUUAUGCUCAAUUGAUUCAUCUUUCUAGGUAUUUCCUAUGUGUUUCAGGGGAAAAUCCAAAGGAAUAUAUAUACAAUGAAAAUUCUGUGGGUUAUCCUUUUUUGUUUUUUUUCCCAAUAGUGUAUGUGUGUUUUGCCCUUUAAAAUAGAGCAGACACAAUGGAUUUAUGUGUGUUUGGGGUAAAAUUCCAUGCUUUGUGACUGGGUGUAUGUGAUUUUCAUCCUAAUCACAUUAAUUUCAUAGUGGUAUAUAUGUAGGGGAUUGAAUGCAGUAUCCUGAUUCUAUGUUAGCUACUUCAAAUAUGGGGGAGUUAUGGAAGAUCCUCUUUUUACUUUCUUCAUAAGGAAUAAAUAAUUUUAAAAAGAAUGAUAUUUAGAGUCUUCCUAUGUGUGUUGAGCCCCCUACACUUGUGCACGUGUGCUCACACACUGCAGUCAUACUGUCAUAACAAAUUGCCAUUGUCAUCAAUAGUCAUUAAUGAGCAAGGUUUUUAUGUUACCAGUUUAAUUAAGCCACUGUCAUUUCAAAAGGUUAGAAGUAGGUUAGAAGUAGAGUAGGUAAUUUUUCUUAAAGAACAUCAGCUAGAUUAACUUAAAGCUAGGAUACCUUUCAGAAUUACAGGUUUAAAGGGUGCAGUCUUGAAAACAAACAGUGGGAAUGAGAAGUCAGUGCAGUCACAGAACUCCAUGUCUAAAUGCCGUGGUGGAUCAGCACAGGCAGGAAGAUGAGCAUGUACACUGUCCAGAGGAUCAGCUGAGGUGCAGAGAGAUGUGCUGUAGAGGAGACAACCAGCUUGUUGAGCAUACAUACAGCAAACAGUUGCAGAAAUGCACCGCAAAUUUAGAUUUGACAAUUUCUACUAUUUAAAUUCCUAAGUCUACUGAAUUUAGAAGCAUUAAAAUCAUUUAAGCUUGGGCCUGUCAUUGUUAGAAAUUCAA
This is a messenger RNA of Ficedula albicollis (Collared flycatcher), 3246 nucleotides long. RefSeq names its product F-box protein 4 (gene FBXO4). The record is from RefSeq and is a predicted model, not a curated record. Gene Ontology annotation, cellular component: SCF ubiquitin ligase complex. Gene Ontology annotation, molecular function: protein binding. NCBI's taxonomy places the organism in Eukaryota, Metazoa, Chordata, Aves, Passeriformes, Muscicapidae. Gene Ontology annotation, biological process: SCF-dependent proteasomal ubiquitin-dependent protein catabolic process; protein polyubiquitination. The annotation marks the transcript as partial. The transcript has 7 exons.